Molecule: messenger RNA, 468 nt
Organism: Penicillium waksmanii
Lineage: Eukaryota; Fungi; Ascomycota; Eurotiomycetes; Eurotiales; Aspergillaceae
Product: NADH-ubiquinone oxidoreductase 40 kDa subunit
Exons: 4
Coding region: 1-468 (155 amino acids)
Source: RefSeq, a predicted model, not a curated record
AUGCAGAAGUCUCGGACCAUUCAGUCGGCCCUCGGGUCGCGGGCUUUUACCCCCAUCCCGCGCGUGCAGGUUCAGUUCCAGCGCCGCAACAUCCAGGACGUUGCCAUUUCCCGCACCGGUCGACCUAUCCUGAAGGUCCAGGGUGGCCGGUACCUAACCCUUGCGCUUCGAUCCUACCUUUCGUCCACAAUGCUCAUUCAAUUCCAGGUCACACUGCGACUGUCUUCGGUGCCACUGGCAUGCUCGGUCGCUACAUCGUCAACCGCCUUGGGAUGCAAUGUCGUGAUUCCUUACCGAGAGGAGAUGGCCAAGCGUCACUUGAAGGUCACCGGUGAUCUUGGACGUGUUACCUUCCUUCGCAUCGCCGAGGCUGUCGCCAAAUACGAUGUGGAUCGCUUCAUCCACGUUUCAUCCUACAACGCCAGCCGCGACUCGCCCUCCGAGUACUGGGCCUCCAAGGUUGGUUGA